This is a messenger RNA of Corythoichthys intestinalis (scribbled pipefish), 2240 nucleotides long. RefSeq lists its product as uncharacterized. Bases 108 to 1556 code for a protein of 482 amino acids. The record is from RefSeq and is a predicted model, not a curated record. The transcript is spliced from 2 exons. NCBI's taxonomy places the organism in Eukaryota, Metazoa, Chordata, Actinopteri, Syngnathiformes, Syngnathidae.
UUCACAUGACCCAGAAUGCACUGCCGGUAGCCAUUAUGGUAGUCAAGACAUCAACAGAAUAGGCGCACAUUUGAUUGUUCAGCAUAACAGAAGGAAAGUUUAUCACUAUGCCUUGCACGUGUGUCAUUCUUGGCUGUAAAAGUCGAGGCGAAAGAGGUGGGAAAGGUUUUUUCCGACUUCCGAAAAUCAUAACAAACCAGGGAAUUGACGCCCAGAAGAAAAGCGAACAACGACGGCGACUUUGGCUGGCUGCUAUCAAUAGAGCAAAUCCACCAAAACUCGAUCGUUUCAGAAUAUGCUCUGAUCACUUCGUGACAGGUAAACCCCAUCCUUGGGAUGAAACUGAUCUGGACUGGGUACCCAACAAAGAUUUACACUGCAGUCCACGAAGGAAAUCUACACACAAGCGACUACGAAAUGGAAAAGAAACAGCGAAAAAGACCGAGGCUGCGAUGACUCUACUAGAGCUAAGAUCUUCACAACCCACUGUGGAUCCUUCAGAAGAGACGUGUGAUGCUUCUCCAGUUGCAGAACUGGACAGUCCAGGUGCUGUCACUUCAGAAAUGGACAACGCUCAGACUGAAAUGUCAAGACUUAAAGAAGAAAAUAAGGAGUUAAAAGAACAAAAUGACAGUUUAAGGAACGCUUUGCAGAAAAUGAAGGCAAGCAGUCCUGAAGAUUUUGAGGACAACGACAAAGUUAAAUACUACACGGGACUUUCUAGCCUCAAUACUUUAAUGGCUUUGCUUACCCAAGUUGCCCCAGAGAUGUCAGAAAACAACAAUUCUUCCUUGAACAAAUUUCAAAAGCUCAUUAUGACAUUAAUGCGACUUCGUCUUAAUAUGCCCAUCACAGAUCUUGCAUACAGAUUUGACGUAUCUAGAUCGACGGUGUCCGAGACAUUCAGAGAGACACUGAACAUUUUAUUUUUAGCAUUGACACCUUCGAUUAGAUGGCCAUCCCGCCAAGAGUUGCAAGAAAGUAUGCCUUUGGUGUUCAGAACAAAUUUUCGCAGAAAUAUAACAUGCAUCAUAGACUGCUUCGAGAUAUCUAUUGACAGACCGUCCAAUAAGAUGGCAAGAACUCAAGGCUCAAGCUACAAACACCAGAACACUGCCAAAUAUUUGAUUGCCAUGACACCACAGGGAACUGUUAGUUUCAUAUCCCAGGGCUGGGGAGGCAGAGUUAGUGAUGAGCAUGUGAUUGCUAAUUGUAAAUUUAUUGACAACAUCAUCCAUGGAGAUGUGAUCUUGGCAUGCCGAGAGUUUGACAUCAGAGAACUUGUUGCACUGACUGGUGCCGAGUUGGUUUAUCCUGCAUUUAGGAAUGGGAAGGAGCAACUUACACCCUCCGAAGUUGAGGAGAUUGCAAAUUUUAUGCUACAUGUUGAGAGAGUAAUUGGGACUGUGAGACACACGUUUGGCAUUCUUGGCGGUACAUGUCCAAGUGAGUAUUUCAUGAGCAACUCCGGAGGUGGCCAUUGCUAUUUGGACACAAUUGUGCAUGUGUGCUGUGCAUUGACAAACAUGUGCCCAUCAUUUGUUACGUUUGACUGAUUUUCAUGUGUAAAAUGUUCAUAUUUACAUGUGAAGGUAUGAAAUUAAAGGACUGUGAGAGAACAAGUAUUGCUUUAUAUGGCAGGGGUACAAUCAAACAAAUACAGGGGAUAGACCAAAUCAUGGAAACACCUUAAAAAAAAAAUUAACAAAUUUAAUAUGGUGUAGGUUUGCCUUUUGCAGCCUCAAUUCUCAGAAGUGUUGAUUUAUACCACUUGUGUGUGAAUAGUUUCCAAAGGAAUUUUAAGCCAUUCUUCAGUUAGAAUACCCUCUAACUCUUUUAGAGACUAUGGUGGUGGAAAUCGACGUCUUAAUUGAAUCUUUAAAACUGACCAUAACUGCUCAAUCAUAGACUUCAUAAUGUAUUGAUGGCUCAGAUCGGUCAUCCACUUCGCCUCACAUUCAAGUAAGGGGCCGCCUACAUCAAAAGGAGCUAUUCACAAACGCACGCAGCGAUCUAACGCCCAGAUUUCUGUAGAAAAAGUACGAAAGCUGUACCGCAUACAAACAGGAAGGAUUGUUUCAGGAGUGAUUUGUUCGAGGAUUCAAGGUAAUUAUUAUAUUUUUCAUACCAUGCAUGCAUUUUGAAACGUUGUGAAAAAAAAAUCAAUGGGAGAAAUUAGCCGCCACUGCAUUGGCAUCAUAGUUCGCAAUAUUUACGUAAAAUAAAUGAUAAUUGCACUU